AUGCAGGAAGAGGAAGAAUUCGUCUCGGACCUUGUAGAACAAGGCGUCCCUACAGCUGAAGUGAUGGAGGAUGUUGAAGCUUAUUUAAAAAAAGAGGGUAAUAUCAGCAUAGAUGAAGGCAUUAAACGUUUAGAAGCAAUUUAUAGGAAGUACAAGCAGGUUGAACAGCAAUUAACUGAACAGAAAUUACGAUUGGUUUCGAAGCUUCCGGAUUUAAAAAAAUCGGUCGAAGUUGUCAAUCAUUUAGAAGAGAAAUCGAAAAAAAAGGAAACCGUGGAAGUGACACAUUUGCUCAGUGAUCAUGUUUACCAGCGGGUGAAAACAGAUUCACUUGAUAAGGUACUUCUGUGGCUUGGUUCUAAUGUUAUGGUAGAAUUCAGCUUGAGCGAAGCACGAUGUAUACUUGAAGAUAAUUACAAAAGUGCAAAUGAUGGAGUGGCGAAGUACGAGAAAGAGUUAGCAUUCCUUAAGGAUCAAAUAACGACAACGGAAGUCAACAUGGCCCAUGUUUACAACUAUGGUAUUCGAAAAAGAGCAGGUCAAUGA
Cercopithifilaria johnstoni is the source of this 546-nucleotide messenger RNA. Lineage: Eukaryota; Metazoa; Nematoda; Chromadorea; Rhabditida; Onchocercidae. The record is from the annotation of a GenBank genome assembly.